Entelurus aequoreus (snake pipefish) is the source of this 3877-nucleotide messenger RNA. RefSeq names its product ras-related protein Rab-8A-like. The record is from RefSeq and is a predicted model, not a curated record. Gene Ontology annotation, molecular function: GTPase activity; GTP binding. Bases 80 to 700 code for a protein of 206 amino acids. The transcript has 8 exons. NCBI's taxonomy places the organism in Eukaryota, Metazoa, Chordata, Actinopteri, Syngnathiformes, Syngnathidae. Gene Ontology annotation, cellular component: synaptic vesicle; trans-Golgi network transport vesicle; endosome. Gene Ontology annotation, biological process: protein secretion; cellular response to insulin stimulus; protein localization to plasma membrane.
CUCCAAGCCGACGGGUGGCGCUGUGGCCAUCAUCUCGGCUUCUUUGCCCGGUGUCACUUCCGCAUUCAUAUCAACAACUAUGGCGAAAACGUACGAUUAUUUGUUUAAACUGCUGUUAAUCGGGGACUCUGGGGUCGGCAAGACGUGCGUCCUCUUCAGGUUUUCGGAGGACGCCUUCAACUCGACGUUCAUAUCCACCAUAGGCAUAGAUUUCAAGAUCAGGACAAUAGAGCUCGAGGGCAAGAAGAUCAAGUUGCAGAUAUGGGAUACAGCCGGCCAGGAGCGCUUCCGUACAAUCACAACAGCCUACUACAGAGGCGCAAUGGGAAUCAUGCUGGUUUACGACAUCACAAAUGAGAAGUCCUUUGAUAAUAUCAAGAACUGGAUAAGGAACAUAGAGGAGCACGCGUCAUCUGAUGUCGAGAAGAUGGUUCUUGGCAAUAAAUGUGACAUCAACGACAAGCGACAGGUAUCUAAAGAGCGAGGGGAAAAGCUUGCUUUGGAGUACGGCAUCAAGUUCAUGGAGACCAGCGCCAAGGCUAACAUCAAUGUGGAGACUGCCUUUUUGACACUUGCGAGGGACAUCAAAUCCAAAAUGGACACAAAAAUGGAGGGGAACAUGCCGCAGGGGAGCAGUCAAGGAGUCAAGAUCUUAGAGCCCCGCAAAAAGACCAGCUUCUUUCACUGUAGCCUCCUCUGAGGACCCUUUUUUUUCGAGGCCUUUUUAGAACCCGCUCCAUCCAAAUAGAUCUGCGCUCUCUCAUCGUGAGCCCUUCCUCUCCUUUUCCUUUCUCGCUCCUCAUCCUUGUGGACUAUUUCCCUUCUAGUCUUCACAGUGGAGGACUCUCCUCCGAUUGUCCUCUUCUAAGCGCUUCCAGUGGUGCGUCUGCAGGAGAUUCUUUGUGGAUCAGAACAACCAGGAGAUUGCCCACGUCGCACGAACGCAGGCUUGUACUGAUGUUUGCUUCCUUGUUUGUCUGUCAUGCAUCACACGAUCGCGAGCACAGCCAUCGGAGGGUUACUCCUAUGGAUUUUUGGGAGAGGAAUCAUACAAACUUAUUUUUAGGAGAGCUUCGUUUUGCCAGAAACUGACAAGCUUAAACUGCCGAAAUGCACAUGUUUACUUUAAUUUUACAUUCAAAUAGUGUAUAAUGCAGGGGCUUUCUCUCUGGCCUGUGCUCGACAAUCAUUUCACUUAAUCUAACAUGAAUUGAUCUCCUAUCUAAAAAACAAAACAAAACAGCCUCAUAGUUGCCGUUUACGUAAGCAUUUUUCAAGAUUUUGUAUUUUUUUUAUUCGGUGUCAAGCUAAAUGACAUUUCUGGCAACUCGUGCCCCUUCAGCUCUCCUGGCACUUUACACAGUAGCUCUUGUUUUGUGCAUCGAUUCCAACCUGCAAUACAUUUCCAUGGCGUCACUUUGGGAACCGUUUGGGAGAAAAUUUGGUUUUACUGCCAGUGAUGCCAGUAUUUGACUGACAACCUCGCCCUUUGCAUUCAUGCCUCAACAUUUGUAUUGUCUAUUUAUAAGAAGCUCUUUUUUAUAUGGUGUUAUUUGUACAGUAGAAUUUAUUUGGCUUUAUCCGCAACAACUGACUUAAAGGCGUUAGUACUGUUCACAAUCAGGCUUAAUAGUCAGUAUUUCAAGGAAGGUGCACACGUUUCAACACAGCAGCUCUGCCAACCUUCCAUUAACGUCAAAGCGACCCUGUUUGUCCCUUUAAAAGUGCACCUAAUCACUCAAUCAUCCUUCUCCGCCAAUCUCCGCUUGUUUUGUUUUUUGUCGUCGUCUCAUUUUUUCUUACCUGAACCAACAAGUCAUUUUGGACCUUGUGACCUCCGUGUCCAUUUGUCUUAAUAGCUCGAUUGGUCCGGUAAGCUAUGCAUCAUGUACCUUGGACCUUUUGUAUGUGCUUUUAUGAAUGUCCUCCUUUUGAGCCAAAAACAGGACCGUCCUUCUGUAUAGGAAAAAACAACUAUUUCAAUGCAAUCAGUCUAACAUUUUGGGUUAGUGAUGCACUUUCCUUCCCUUUCUUUGUAUCACUUUAACUCCUAUUGCUUUGCACAAAGCGAUUACCGUAUUUUUCGGACUAUAAGUCGCUCCGGAGUAUAAGUCGCACCGACCGAAAAUGCAUAAUAAAGAAGGAAAACAACAUAUAUAAGUCGCACUGGAGUAUAAGUCGCAUUUUUGGGGGAAAUGUAUUUGAUAAAAGCCAACACCAAGAAUAUACAUUUGAAAGGCAAUUUAAAAUAAAGAAUAGUGAACAACAGGCUGAAUAAGUGUACGUUAUAUGAGGCAUAAAUAACCAACUGAGAACGUGCCUGGUAUGUUAACGUAACAUAUUAUGGUAACUAAAUAACUAACAUAUAGAACAUGCUAUACGUUUACCAAACAAUCUGUCACUCCUAAUCGCUAAAUCCCAUGAAAUCUUAUAUGUCUAGUCUCUUACGUGAAUGAGCUAAAUAGUAUUAUUUGAUAUUUUACGCUAAUGUGUUAAUAAUUUCACACAUAAGUCGCUCCUGAGUAUAAGUCGCACCCCCGGCCAAACUAUGAAAAAAAAACUGCGACUUAUAGUCCGAAAAAUACGGUAUGUCAGCUGUUUUGGGCGCGUUCACAUUGGGUUCGGUUGAACGCAACUCUGGUACGUUUGUUCUACUAGUACAUUUGGUUAAGUGAACCCUUGUGCGGGUCUUGGUCCCCUUACAAGUAACCUCUGGUGCGGUUCACUUGAGCUUAAUGGUGAACACUGCCAGACCUGUUAGGAGAAAAAGUCUCCUCUCUGUGUGUGACAACAGCGCUCUUUAAAAGUAUGUUUUUGGUGAAAUUUAACAUUUAAUACCAGAAUACAAAUAUAACCUACAUAUUAAACCUAGCAAACUACAUUUCGGUUCUACAAAAAACGCCUAUCGUAUUUUUCGGAGUAUAAGUCGCACCGGAGUAUAAGUCGCACCUGCCGAAAAUGCAUAAUAAAGAAGGAAAAAAACAUAUAUAAGUCGCACUGGAGUAUAAGUCGCAUUUUUUGGGGAAAUGUAUUUGAUAAAAGCCAACACCAGGAAUAGACAUUUGAAAGGUAAUUUAAAAUAAAUAAAGAAUAGUGAACAACAGGCUGAAUAAGUGUACGUUAUAUGAGGCAUAAAUAACCAACUGAGAACGCGCCUGGUAUGUUAACGUAACAUAUUAUGGUAAGAGUCAUUCAAAUAACUAUAACAUAUAGAACAUGCUAUACGUUUACCAAACAAUCUGUCACUCCUAAUCGCUAAAUCCCAUGAAAUCUUAUACGUCUAGUCUCUUACGUGAAUGAGAUAAAUAAUAUUAUUUGAUAUUUUACGCUAAUGUGUUAAUAAUUUCACACAUAAGUCGCUCCUGAGUAUAAGUCGCACCAAACUAUGAAAAAAAACUGCCACUUAUAGUCCGAAAAAUACGGUAAUAGAAUCAUGACUUAUGUAUAUGUUCCCCUGCGCAGCCUUUGGUCACAUGACAAAAACACCUUAACGUAUGAACACUGAACGAACCAAUGCGCUCAUCAAGUAUUGUUUUUGUCAUUUUUUUUGUUUUUUGGUCCGUACCAGAGUACCAAACCCCGAGUGUGAACGCAGCCUUGUUGUUGUCCUGCAUAGACGCACAUUAUUCCAGUGUGUUAUCGACCACAUUUGCAUCCUGCUCCAACAGACUUAAAAAAAACAGCACAUUUUUAAAUCUUACAUCCUGUAUUUUUACACUCAUUUCAUACAUUUGUGAAGUACAACAUAGUGAAUAUUGUAUAAUGAGAUCUACUUAUUGUACUGUACUCUUCUUAUCUAUCUGCAAUUUGUAGAGAAAUCUAUACUUUUUUGUUUUGUUUUGAUGAAAUAAAAACCGAGCAAAGUAAGAAACCACGC